UGGAGAAAUGAGCUUCCUGAUUCAGACAUGCCAAAUUAUCAACUGGCUCUUUUGUUCUCUGCGCUCACCUCGGCUGCUUUGGAGUGGCAAAUGCUCAAGGACCAGAAGGAAUUUGCUAUUGGGCACUGCUUUUGUGAUAUAUUUGGGCUUCCUUGUCAGUCAAGUAGGUCGUGUUGUACCGCAAAACAGAAAAGGACUAUCAAAAGCAAAAUCUUGGAAUCUUCAAGAUGUUGCUCAGCCUCAUUUUUCUGAAAUCCCAAUGGAUGGCACCUGGUCAUUUUCUGACCUUGAAAAAUCUCAGAUGGGGACAAAUAACACAUCAAUGUUGCCUAAUGUGGUAUACAUCACUUUGCGGUCCAAGAGAAGGAAACCUGCCAAGAUUCGAGGCACUGUGAGGCCCAAGCAAAGAAAGAAGCAAGUAUUGCCUUUGCAGUAUAGGAAUAAGAACUCACUGGAUGGCACAAUCCAACGUAAGUCAUUUUAUGGCAAAUCUAUGAACAAGAGGAAAGGAGCAGUUGUUCCAGAGAAAGCUAGGCAGAAACAACAGCAGAAAGAAAAACAAAUGGCUCAAAAUAUAAAGCAUUGGAGACCUGAAAUAAUUAUAAGAGGCCUAAAUGUUCAAACUAAUGUUCAGGAGAGCAAUAUCAGGAUGUACAGUGAGAGUCCACCAUCUUGGCUGAGUAAAGAGGAUAUCCUAAGUAUGCGUUAUAUGGCAGAUUCCAAAAUAAAUAGUAUCCAAGAAGUGCCUUCACAACAUGGAAUACUUCUGGUAUUUGGGAGAACAGAGCUUGAUAAUAAGUCAGUCAAAGAAGACAUAUGUAGCCAAGGUCACUGUGGCAUCAUCAAGAGACCACUUGACAUGAGUGAAGUGUUUGCUUUCCACUUGGACAGGAUCCUAAGGCUGAAUCGGACUUUGCCUACUAUAAGCAGAAAAUUGGAAUUUGUACAAGAUGAUGGACCACGCCCUGUCAUUCUUUGGGAUCCCUCCUUGGCUCAGACAGACAAUGAGACACACUCUUCACUGAGACUCACCUGGGAAGCCUACAAAAAGCAACUAAAAGAAAAGUGCUGGCAAAAUGACAAAGUACCCAAAGCAGAAUGGAGAUGUACAGAUAUUCAUUACCAUGAAUGGUCCAAGAUGGCACUUCUUGAUUUUCUUUUACAGAUCUAUCAUCGCUUGGAUAAGAACUGUUGUGGAUUCAAACCACGUAAAGAGGAUUCCUGUGUCCAGAAAGGGCUAAAUCAGCAAUGUGAUGACCAAGACAACAUAGCUUUGACUCACAUUAUUCAGAGAAAGAAUGACCCAAGGCAUUUGGUUUUUAUACAUAAUAAAGGUUUCUUUGACAGAAGUGAAGAUAAUCUGGAUUUCAAAAUAUUACAAGGCAUUAAUGAGUUCCCUGAAUCUGCCAUUUCUGUGCUGAAAAGUCACCAUUUACGGGAAAAACUGCUUCAGUCAUUGUUCCUGGACAGAAUUUUUUGGGAUAGUCAAGGAGGGCGCCAAGGCAUUGAAAAGUUGAUUGAUGUUGUAGAGCAGAGAGCCAAAAUACUUCUCACCUACAUUAAUGCUCACGGAGCAAAAGUAUAUCCAAUGAAUGAAUGAGUUUGAAAUCAUUAAAGAGAGAGACAUACUGAUGAAAAAUUUCUUGAUAUAUUUAUGUUGUAAUUCUAUAUACUUGGCUGAAUGCAAAUUCAAUGAGGUUUAUGAGCUUAUACAUUUACUCUGACAAACAUCAAACAUACAUGAAUUAAUUAUAAGAUUUCACAUUUUAAAAAUACAUGUUGCUCUUCAUAUUUUUUUUUAAAAUAGAUGUUGCUAAUGGAAUCCCGAGGUGUUUUUGUUUUAUAAAAGCAUUCUUAUCUCCAUGGUCAUAUGUAUUCAUAUAUUUGUAUUCAGACAUUGGUGCAAAUAAGACUGGUUUUGCCUAUUCCUCCUAUGCUAAUCUCCAGUUACCUGAAAAUGGUACAUCGACUUUGCAGGAUCCUGCUGAAUAGAAUGAGUUUUAAUAUGGGGACAGAGAUGAUCCCUAAAAAUCCCUAAAGAUUUUCCUCUGCUUGUUUGAUUUUAUUGGGAAUAAAAUAAAACAAUUGGAGAGAACAUUACACUUAUGGCAAAAAUUGCAACUCUCUAUUAAUUUCACUGAAAUGGUUCUGAAAUGGUUCUUAUGAUAGUUACAAAUACUUGCUUAAUUAAAAUGCAAAUAUAGUAGGGGUUUUGCUUUUUCCCAAUGAAAAUAAUUGACCUCAAUUAGUGCUGACAUUUAAAUUCAGCUCUAAUAUUGUUUAGUAAACUCAUUAAA
Molecule: messenger RNA, 2297 nt
Organism: Protobothrops mucrosquamatus (brown spotted pit viper)
Lineage: Eukaryota; Metazoa; Chordata; Lepidosauria; Squamata; Viperidae
Gene: GASK1B
Product: golgi associated kinase 1B
Exons: 4
Coding region: 8-1600 (530 amino acids)
Cellular component (GO): Golgi apparatus
Source: RefSeq, a predicted model, not a curated record